AACGUACCCAGACUAUUGAAGGUUACCGCCAUUACCGAAAAAGCUGUGCCCGAAGCUGUGUUGUGCAUGGUAGACUACGGCCAAAGAAAGGAGCAAUCAUACGCAAUCCUUUUCACCACACAAAUCUCGCAUUGGUGUGCUCAGCCCGCCCCCGGGGUGUAGAAUUAGUUGCGUCGUUUCGGUCGUAUGUCAUUUUCAGCGUUCACCUGUGGCACACUAGAGGGCGCUCGACGCCCAGCGUCCCCGAGCGAUUUGAUAUGUUUAGUAGACAAAAGGAUGCUCAACUGAUGUAACGCUUAGCGCACGCCACAACCUCAACUUCAACAGUUGAGCGUCGGGUUAUGGGAUGCAGGUCCUUGGCGAACUAAUUGACGGUUACGCUGUUUGUACCGCUUUGCUGGUUAUCAUUAACCGUACCGAAGUGCUACCAAAGGCUAACCGAUUAAAAAGCGGAGGGCUAACCACCCCUAUGUGCAUCCGGAGCGCUUUCCGGAAACACGUUUGGCUUCGAUUCUAUUGUCCCCGGCAAUGGGGGGGAAGCCUCAUCGCGCCGGUCGAAAAAUAAUGAGCUGCGCAAGAGAGCCCUCUCGUAGAGGAAGCCAUUCAUUAUGCAUCGUUCAGCUGCUAAACAGCCCCAACCACACGGCCGAUCCAAACAGCACACAGUCGGUGUGGCGAUAGUGCUUCAACUGAUAGCGAUAUCGGUGCGGGUUAGGCGCGUGGCGCAGUCCGUAAGAAUGGGUGAACAAACCUGAGCAGCAACGGAUGGACAACGAGGCGGAGGUGCUAAUUGUACGGCACCGUGGUUUCGAUUGAAGCGAACGCUUUUUUUUUUUAUUGAUUGUGGGUUUGAUUUACUCCAAUCUCGGUGCUAAUUAUAAACAGUUGAUACGAUAAUUUAAUCACCGUACACCUGAAACCACAGCACUGGUCUGGGUGAUGCGUCAACAGCUCUGUAUUAUGUUGGUUUUGCUGUUGAAUGGCGGCAGGUUUAUUCAAUCUACCGGUGGUGGGUGGUUCAUUUACACGCUCAUCUACAACGGCCUGAUUAAUGCGUUCAGAAGUUUUUACCUGGAAGCCCUAUUCAUUAGGUGCGUUUUUAAUGGGUUUUGAUGGGUAGAAUUUUGUUUUAGAAUGUGGUCGCUGCCUCGAUUAGUCGUUCUAGGAAACACUGUACUUGUGAGUUGUUUUAUCGAUAAUGAUUUUGACUUUGCUAUGGUUUUAGAUAGUGAUCUGAACUUUUUGAUUCACGGCGAGAAAAUAUAGUUUCAAUGGUCCACUUGGACAUGCUUGGAUUUGGACUCGUAUACCGAUGAAUUCAAGAUGACAUCCAUUCUAGAUACUUCGAAUUUUGGUUCAAGUUGCUUUGGCUAAUCUUCACUGGACCAAUUGACUUGGGACUUGGGGGUCCUUGGGACUUGGGAUUAACCUUCUUCUUCUUCUUCUUCUUCCUUGGCACCUCGAGAGGUUUCGGCCUGCCACCCGCAGUAAUGUAGUCAGCCCUACGUACGGACCAGCCCUACGUAGGAUUGACCAGGUUCUGUUUGUGGCCGAAUGCCUAAGAGCUGAUAUAGGAUUCUCCAAGGUUGUUGCCCAGCGUUCCUGUCCUAAAACUUCGAUUCUCAACCCGACUCAUCAGCAACUGAUUGCUAUCAUUUGUUCAAGAUUUCAUUAGACCGACAACUCUUGGAAUGCUCCCGGGUCUUCAACGCCCCAAACAACAGGCAAUCAAUUUCCGUCUUCGGAAAUCACUUUCCGCGGUUUGCAUGCAAUCGUCGGCAAACAACGUAACGCGGUUUGAUAUUUCUUCGCUUACUACUGGAAAACAAUCCGUUCCUAGCUCAUUGUACCCGUGCAAGCGGACGGUUUGAGCGGACAAACCCCCAGCAAAGUGUUUGCGGGUGGGAUGGGCGUAUGGAAAGAAGCGACCGUAACAACCACGCCCGGUGGCAUUUAUUAUCCUGGUUACACAUUACGAUAAAUCAUGAUAAAAAUCUUACAUACAUACGGGAGCGAGAUAAGCUACUCAAGAGGGGAUAUAAAAAAUAGAAACCACCAGCCACACCGCAUCCAAAAUAAAGAUAUAGCAGCCAACGUAAGAUUAAUUAUAGCUUGCCCUCUCACUCGCCCGCUCACUGCUCCGUUUGCUCCGUGUUGCAGUGUUUAUGAGCCACUAUACCGUGACAGACGUCUCCUCGAUAGGCCUGCACACCGUGUUUUACGACGACGAUCAAGUGGGAAGUGUCAUGGGACAUGUUAGAGGGCGCGAAAAGGGAAAGUGUAUGCGUGUGUGUGUGUGUGUCGGGGGCACAAAGUUUCGGUGUGUAAAUUAUAGCGAACAGACUGCCGAAAUAAUGCCGAGCCCUCUGUCAUGUCUUGUGUGUGAACACACGUGUGUAAAGUUGUGGCGGAGAAAAAAUGGAUCGUACCAUAGGGACGUCCUAUCGGUCUGUUAUCUAGCAUUAUUUACCUGUGUGUGUGUGUGUUGUUUUUCUUUUUUUCCCUCUCGUUUGUACUUUGUACGGUCUUCUUCGCUUUUCCCAUUGGCCUACGCUUUAGCUAGUCUUCUUCCGAGCGCCUUAGCAUGAACCUAGUUGCUAUGGAGGAGGGCGCCCAACCAGUGCUGCCUUUUUAAAGCCGUGCAAUCAGCUCGCUACCAGUGUGUUGCUGAUUCGCGGUAAUCUUCCUCCCCGUGGAGCGUGGAGACCAAAUUUCGGGUGCGACAUAUUGAAAUAAACAUGGUCGCGGCAAGGGUCGCGCGCUCGGUACAUUAUACGGGCUUUCGGGAACUAUGCCGCGUAUGCUCGAUGCCGACUCGCAGAUACUUUACUACCGGCUGUUGCAAAGCCUAUCGCAAAUGUCGAACCCCUUUAGCAUGUGUCUGUGUGUAUGUGUAUGUGUGUGACAGACGCUUCAAAGUAUCUUUUGUCUGGGGCCAACCUUAUCUCGCAGGAUACAGUGAGAGUUUUGCCGAAGAUUAUAGACGACGCAGCACGUCACGUACAAGGAAGGUUUGAUUGGUCCGCUCAUCUUACACCGAACCCCCUUUCGGAACAACAAUAAAUGCACCCCUUUGCAUGUCCUUUCGCCAACUGCCAGGCACAUAAAUACAUUCAACAUCCAUACACGCACACACGCCCCACGAAACGAUGCAGUUCGAUCUGGUUGCGAUAAAGAAAAUUGGAAAGUAAUAUUGAAAGGGAGAAAAGGCGCGAAAGCAAAAAGCGCCAAAGCGAUCUCCACCGGACCAGUAUUCCGUGGGGUCUGGUACCAUCUGGCAAACCUGCCUUUCCGAACGGCGCGGAUAAAUAGCCCGCAAAUCCUGACACUGUUUUCCGAUUGAGCAGCGAGCUUCGAAGCUAAGCCGGUUGGCUGUCAUCAGCCCGAACCCGGCUGGAAUCCCCGGUUCGUGCUCACUAAAUGAGCUAGAUUUACGAGACUAGCAAAACGGGAGGGCUAUCAGUCGCGACAUUUGCGACGCCAGGAUCCGGUGUUGGUGAUUUGAUCUUUCUCUCCAGUGUCAUCGGUUUCAGCGCCGGGUUUUAGGUUGCCAGCCCUGAGAGUUUACCCAAAACCCGGCGAAUGGUUCAGGACCCCGGACGACCCGUUGUUAAGUUGUUUGAGCGGUCCUCGCAAAAACCAUCGGGACCAGUGAGAGAGAGAGAGAGAGAGAGAGAGAGAGAGAGACGGAGGAUACAAAACGGCUAGCAAAGUGUUUAAAAAUGAAAACUUUUGCUGCCCAUACUGCCCCGUGCUGCGCUUGUGACAACUUCAAUGGAACUUAAGGGUAAAGAUAUCGUAAGAUAUUGCCCGAAGGCUCGUAGUACCCGCCGGGACCUGGAGGUCCGGUUGGUCCAUGAUUAAAUUGGACUUGAAAGGCCAAUCCAUGGUGGCAUGCUUCCGACCCUUUUUUUUGGCUGUUGCCUGCUCUAUUCUUCUGUUAUCAAGAGCAAGAGGAGAGAAAAACCCUCCCGAAACGGUAGGACACAAACAAAUGUGAUAAGCAUCUAGUUUUUAGCAAAUUAAGACAUCCUUGCGGUUUCUGGCAGACCUGACCGAUCUGUUCAUCAACUUUUAUCUACUUCAACCUAAAUUGGGGGCCCCCGGGUUUACCUCGGCAUCACAAAAAGCCGCAGGAAUCGUGUGACCCACCUUGUGAGCCAUACGUCAUGUGCGCGCCAGGACGCGUUGUGGACAAAGGCGGUGGAGGUAGCUUCCACACAAAAGGACAUCAUUUAAUGGGUGCUCGAGCAUCCCCUCUCUGGCGGGUACGGGAAGAUGCAGAAGGGGAACAGAAUCCAUUUCUGUUUAUUUAUUAGCAUCGUUUCGGGCGCAUUACAUCCCAAGAGGAUCCUUCGGGAGUUGGGUGAUUGUCCCAAGCGCGGGGAGGGGACGAGCAGAGGAAGGGAUUGCGGAAAGGGCCUUCUGACAUUAACCCGAUACCCAGAACGGUCUGGCCCCGGUGGGGCCCGGCAAGACAAAGUGAUGAGUGGCAUUAGGGCCUCGUCACCUACCGUCUAAUGGAGGCGUGCAGCUACAUUCUUUACCGACGAGGCCCGGUUUGGGACACCGUGUUUUCUUCUGAUACCGUCUCGGGCGAGUGUAUCCCACCCAGGCACACACUAUUGGCACAUUCUAGCGAUAGCAAAACUUUGCCAGCUUCUGUUUGUAUUUCUUUUCGGUCUGGUUAGACGGGACGGGUUCCAACACAUUCAUGGUUGAGGCUAUGAACUUACCCGAUGGCAAUGAAGACUUUGAUGACUUCAUGCGGUUCGCGUGAGCCAGGCUUCUGGAAAUUCACAACAAAGACGCACACAAACACACACGCGUGACCAACAAUCUAGAUAGCAGUGAGGACCGUUUGAGCACAGGCACAUCAUUAUUGGGUGAAAAUAAAACAAACAGAGAUAUAGAGCUGUAUGCGUUAUGUUUGGUUGCCUUCCUCCUUCCUUGCAUCAUCUUCGGCCGAGCUGACAAAUGAGACGUGGCACGGGUCGGCAGCAUAUGCUGGUUGAGUGACGGCAUCCGAACAUCACUCAAACUACUGCUGCUACCACCACACAUAGCAGCGUAGAAGACAAGCACCCACCGCAACCUUACGGGCGCAGCGUGGAAAACAUAAACCACUAAGCGGAACAUUAAUCAAUUACCUAUUAAACUCCGGACGUUUGGCAGGCGGACUCCCUUUUAUUGGCAGCAACUUCUGUACGCUGGUUUGAAGGCAGCGUAGGGGCAGCGUUAGUGUUUGACAUCCUUUCUUCCAUACACAUCCUCCGUAAACAAUGUUUCGCGCUCGCUCGGUGUGCGUGUGGAGCAGUAUGUGCAAGACAAAUCGACGGUCUUGCCAAUGUCGACAGCUGUGUUCCUGCUGCUGGAAGUCAACCAGAUGAGCGGCGGUUUUUUUUUUCUGUUGCAAGGAUGGUUUGUGGUCGUCCACCGACCAGCACUUGAUGAAGUUCGGUACACGUGUGUCACGUUUUAAAACGAACAACUUUAUCCUCUCCCAGGCAUGUGGUGUGUGUGUGCUGUGGGAUCCUGUGUACAUUCCUGAAGUACUUUCCAUUGUUUCGUUUGCGGUAAGAAGUAGUCAUCUUGGUCGUUGCCGUCCUCGUUGACGUCGAGUUGCUUCUGGACGAGUAGCAGACGGGCCGCGGUUUGGGCGCGUGAGAAUGACCGAAGGCCCUUUCGUGUACGGCAUCGAGCUAAGGGAUCCACCAACUGCGCCCACCGACAUCAGCCAGUACGAUCUGCUGUUCGGUCCCGGGAGCCUUCUGCAUCAACACCACCACCAGCAGCACCAACCGAACCGCUACAGUAUGGCGGAAGAUGGCGACCAGUACCAGUACGGUACGAACCUGUCGCUAGCGCUCGGUGAUGUGCUGCUCGAGAACAUCUCGGCCGCCAUUGCCGGGACGCACAAUCUGAGCGGUGACUUUGGCAGUACGGCCAUCAGUUUGCCACCGGGCACGGGACAUCACGGCGGUGGACACCGGGGCGGUGACAGUUCCUUUCAGAAUCAGCUCAUCAUCCCGCUGUACGCCAUCAUCUUUCUGCUGUCGGUCGUCGGCAAUCUGUUGGUGAUUUUAACGCUCGCACAAAACAAACGAAUGCGCACGGUGACCAACGUUUACCUGCUGAACUUGGCAAUUUCCGACCUGCUGCUCGGUGUGUUCUGCAUGCCGUUCACCCUCGCCGGUCAGGUGCUGCGGCGGUUCGUCUUCGGAAGUGUCAUGUGCAAAUUAAUACCAUAUUUUCAAGCUGUAUCGGUGUCGGUGGCCGUGUGGACACUGGUAGCCAUCUCGCUCGAGCGCUACUUUGCUAUCUGUCGGCCCCUGUCGUCCCGGCGCUGGCAGACUCAGUUCCACGCGUACAAGAUGAUCGGGCUCGUCUGGACGGUAAGCUUUCUGGCAAACUCGCCCCUGUGCUACGUGCAGCGUUUGCAACCGGUCGGGCGUACCACCGGCCAGAUGAAGUGUCGCGAGGUGUGGCCGGACCGGGUGUGGGAGAAAGCGUACGUGCUGUUCCAUGAUGUGGGCCUACUGUUUCUGCCCCUGCUGACGAUGGGUUUCGCCUAUUCGAUGAUAGUGUCGAAGCUGUGGCGGGGCCUUCGUCACGAAAUUAAACAUUCGUCACUGUACCAGCAAACGAGCAAACCGGGCGGCCAGGGUCCGGUUGGUGGGUGUGGAGCUGCGGUCGGAAGCACUUGUCCGGGUGCGGGUGGAGCUGGCGUGAUUGUCGGUGGUGAGCAACAUUCGCAUCCUGCCGCUGCUGGCGCUGGUGCCUGUACGGGAGGCGGACUGGAAGCUGUUGGUAAGCCGUUGAAGGGAAAACGGUUCGAGGCAGGGUUCGUCCUAACGUCGAGCCUGAAAAAGGGACCCUUCAAAACGUCAACAGCCGUCGUAAACUUCGCCAGUAACAACAAUACGAUCGGCAAGGGAAACUUCAACAGUGGCGGUGGAGGUGGCUCAAACUGUGGCAGCAACACUACCAAUGGGGCCGGCACCAGCGGCAACCCUAGCAGCAGUGGAGUGAGUAAUGGCAGUAACGCGGGCAGUAACGGUUCAGGCAGUACCAACGGUGCGGACCGAACACUCUACUGUGGAGGUGUUGGCUGCGAGGGUCGAACCGGACGCCUUCGAGGUUUCUGCCACUUCUUUGCCAAGCAUCAGCAGCACGGUGGACUCUGCCGGAAUCAUCGGUACCAUCUUAGCAGCAGUACUUCGCCGGAAGGUCUGCCCGAGCUGGCGGAAACGAAGUUUGACGAAACGCCCACGCACCAGCAACACCAGCAUCCGUACCACCAUCACUGCCAUCAUGGGCACGGUUACCACCAUCACCAUCACCACCGGAUGCCGACCACCAUCGUGAAGAGCACGCAGCAGGACGCAAAGCACGAGAUCGUCCUGAGCACGGGCGAACCCGGCACGCUCGAAACCGGUGGCGACGAUGGUGGGAUGCUUCCGGGCGCUGGCACCAACAACGCGGGCACACCGAACGUGUCGACCGGCAACGCAGCCACCACGGCAACCGGUGACGAUGCCAAGUCGGACGCGAGCUACCAGUUUUCGCGGCAUGCCAUCCGCUCCACCUACAUGGACAAGAGCAUCGAAGCGAAGAAGAAGGUUAUACGGAUGCUGUUCGUGAUAAUCGUCGAGUUCUUUGUCUGCUGGGCACCGCUCCACAUACUCAAUACGGUCUAUCUGUACUCGCCGUCCUUCGUCUACCAGUACGUGAACAGCAGCGGUAUCGCUCUGGUGCAGCUGAUGGCGUACAUCAGCUCGUGCUGCAAUCCCAUCACGUACUGCUUCAUGAACCGACGGUUCCGGCAGGCAUUCCUCGGCAUCUUCAACUGCUACCGUAGCCGCAUGCCAAUCUGCUGCUGUUUCUGCUGCACGUCGAAGAGCGGCCCGAUGGACGGGGUGGAGUCGAAGGCUGCCGCCUAUCUGCGCCAGAACACCAUCAACCAGUCCGGUGCGGAGCGCAACAACUCAGACAUGUCCGGUAAUGAUUCCCUGGUAUACGUCGGGCGUGGACUCGUACAGCGUUCCGAGAUAUUGAUUCUGGAAUCCGAGGAUCGGGUUUAGCACCGGUUCCGAUCACGUGAACAGCUCCGUUUCGAUUGUAAACUCGAUCAGCAGUGCGAGAAUUGCGCAGAUCAUCGAGACGGACCCGGAUGACGAUUCGUUUCGGUUGCGUAUCACGUGGUCAAAGCCCACCUCGGCUAACUACUCAAAGACUGCAGGCGGUUGUGAUAGCGAGCGCUACUCGUAGACACCCGAGUCAACUACUAACUGGGGGACGAGGAAGGAAGAAAAACGGGCAACGGAGGGCAGCGGAUGUGACCGGGACGGGAGUGUUUUGCACGUGCGACAGCCGCGUACAUGGCCGAGCGUCCGGGACCAAACGUGUCAGCGUGUGUGCGACUGGCCGCCGCCGGUCCGGGUUGGCAACUGAUCCGCGACCAGAUGAACGCCAUUAUGCGCUAGCUAAUAAUGCGAAAAAGGUGUUCCCCGGUCGGGACCCUUUUAUUCUUUCAACGCAACGAUCCACAUCUACAUUUCACGUGGAGUGAGCUCCUGUCCCGUUUCUCUAGUCUCUCGCCUAGUCGUAAUGUAGCCGUCUCACGUAGUCGUUUAGAUGUGUAAUAUGAUUGAAGUGAAAUCAAUGUCUAACGUUUGGCUCCGGACUCUCUCUCUCUCUCUCUCCCUCCCUCUCUUUCCCUCCUUGCACCGGAACGGCUUGUAGUUUAUCGUUUUUGAUCGGGGCCGUAUCGAAGUAGUUAAGGGCCGAAAGGACGGAACGCUUAAAGGCAUUAGAGUGAUCCGGGAAGUUUUGUUUUCCGGGAAGACAAUAUAUGAAAAAGGGGAUCCACUCAUACGGAUCCAUACGGAGCUGUGAGACUGCACUCUGAAGGGGAAAAAAAGGUAGAACGAUUGCUCUUCUUUCGGUUCGCUUCCCACCCAACACCAUCCGUCUAACCCUUGCAAACGGCGCAUUUUCCGUGCCAUCAAUCGUUCCCAAUUUUUUUUUCCGCCAGCGAGGUCAGCACUUUGUUUGUUUUUCCACACACACAAGAAAAAUCCAUUUCAGCGAAAUGGUACGGUUCGGAAGUUCGGAAAAUUGAUAAAUACUUUUACAGAUGACUGUCGAUUCGCAUCCCUUUCGGUUUCCGGUAAUCGUAACAGGCGCUGGCCCACCUGCCAUCCGUAGCCCCGUCACUGACGGUACGGACGGAUGGAUCUAAUAAGCGUGAUUGGAUCGCCCCCACUCCUCCUGUACAUAUAUUGGUGUCCCGGUUUGUGAGGCGAUGUGUGAGAGCAAAAGAUUUAGCUAAGUCCUAGCUAACCCGGCAAGUGUGUAAUUGCAAUAUAUUCACCAGAGAGAUAACUUCUCUUUUGCCUCUUUUUGUCCACACACACACAGUUGGAGAAACCCGAUAAAAUCCCUGAUAAUCUCAUGCGAACUUUGAAUAUCCCUUCUUCCCGUGCGAGGGCAAAUGCUGUCCAUUUCCUGCCAGUUGCGUGGAAGCAAUAAUGAUAGUAGCCACCAGUAAAAGUAGUAACUCACCAGCAACCAUUGUAUGUGUGUGUUCGUAUGCAAAACGGUGCAGAUCUUGGGAGAGGGAAAAAGUCUCCCCCGAAAAAACAUUCAAGUUGGGAUUAGAACAAAGGAACGCAGCUACCCAUCCGGGACAAAGUUUUGCGAUUAUACAUGUUGGCUGUUUGCACCGGAGGGCAUAAGCGCUAUGAAUAUGUCACACGGCCCGCAUACCCUAGUCUAGUUCAGGGUUUGGUGUAAUGUCCGGACUUUGGUGGUGUAAUGUUAGCCCAGGACUAAAAAUCUGCACACACGUCCGGUGUGCUAAAAAUGGCGCCACAAACUAAUGCUGGAAACGUUACGUUGAGUUGGGUAACGAGAUUUGAGCGGAUUUGAUUUAAUGUGUGCCUAUAGCUUGGGCCGAACGUUCCUUCCAAUCUCUGGACCAAACUUCUCGGCCACAGGCGUACCGGAUCACUAACAACGAAAAAAUAAACCAAGAAGAAAACCUUCCCCUCGCCCCCCCCGGUAAUAGAAUCGAUUGCAAAACUGUGCACGACAUUUUUUGUUGUUGCUUUCUCUAUCUUUCCGCUUUUCAACAACCAUCUUUCAGCCACGCUACGCCGGAUUUCCCAUUCGUUAGGGUUAGGGAAAUCGGGCAAAUGUCUCCGAAUUCGCUUAUCAGUUUGUUUGUCAUUCCGAGCAUUCCGGCGCGGAGGAGUCAGAUUACGAUCACAAUCGUGGCACCGUGGCCACGGCACCCGAGGUGCUGGUUGUUGAUUAGGUUGACUCGCUUGCUGGGCCUCAACUUCUUUUGGCCCAGAACGAGUCGAAUCGAGUGAGCGAUGAAAAAAAAUACACGAUGUUAUGCGAGACAGAAUGGGAUCUAGCUCUCGUCGUAUCUAUAUUUAGGCGCAUCCAGUUUUUCCCCCCGAUCGGUGUGAUCUUUACGUGUACGUAUGUUUAAUGGAUAAUGGCGCCGCCCGGAAACCGAAACUUCCACCAGGGGCGUCAAACAUUUAAAGCUAUUGAGAGGAAAAGCGAAAACACAAACGAAUUCUACAACAAGCAAAAAUAGCUCUCAAACAGAAACUAUAAAUAAGAAUGGAUAAAAUUUUAUUGUUACUGUAAUUACAAGGAUAUAUCAGAAAUAUAUUUAAAUAUUUCAUGACACAUGUUGCCAAAAUGUGGAGAAAAAAAAGGAUUCAAAACAAAGCAAAACAAA
Anopheles stephensi (Asian malaria mosquito) is the source of this 10762-nucleotide messenger RNA. RefSeq lists its product as uncharacterized. Gene Ontology annotation, molecular function: neuropeptide receptor activity. Gene Ontology annotation, cellular component: membrane. Lineage: Eukaryota; Metazoa; Arthropoda; Insecta; Diptera; Culicidae. The transcript has 10 exons. Bases 5670 to 8084 code for a protein of 804 amino acids. The record is from RefSeq and is a predicted model, not a curated record. Gene Ontology annotation, biological process: neuropeptide signaling pathway.